Messenger RNA from Aspergillus welwitschiae, 1230 nucleotides. RefSeq lists its product as uncharacterized. Lineage: Eukaryota; Fungi; Ascomycota; Eurotiomycetes; Eurotiales; Aspergillaceae. The coding region runs from base 1 to 1230 and encodes 409 amino acids. The record is from RefSeq and is a predicted model, not a curated record. The transcript has 8 exons.
AUGGCAACCACGACUGUUCCUCCUCCUACCUACAUGGUCGGUGACUCCCCGCCCUCCUAUGAGGAGGUCGCCAACAAAGUCAACCAGCUGGUGGGCAGUGACGCUACGCCCCAGAAGUAUUUGGACGUCGCGACUUCACUCUCUGAAGAGGAACGAAAAGUUCUCAGCGAUGGAGCCGAGGCCAACAAUCCCAUCAAGACCGAGGAUGAUAAGAGAAAGCUGUCGCUGGGUGCCGCAAAGACCAUGUCCAAGGAGGACACAGUGGCCAAAAUGCAAGAGGACGCAAGUGCUGCGGGCAAGGCAGUCGUGGCGAUUGAUACCUCGUUCACAGCUUUGCAAGUGAAGAUUGCGGAAAUUGAUCAGCUCGAACAGACAAACUUUCUGGUGCAGUUGAAUGACAAUAAAACCAAAUACAACGCUGUUCUCACCACUAGCCGGACUUUGGCAGCCGACAUCAGCCAGUAUGGCUCCAGCUUCGAUAAGUUGAUUAUUCCGCUAUGUUCUGAUGAAAGCCUAACCGUGGAACAACGGUUGGAACAAAUUGAAAAGUUUAUUGCGAGGGCAGAAGGAUUCAGAGCCAAGAGCGAACAGAUCAAUAAAGAUUUCGAUGCUCUAGUCAACGACUUCAUUGUGUUUAAGGCUCAGUUCGCUCAGUGGGGUCAAGAUAAGCAGGGGGAACUGAGGCAGGACAUAGCGGACCUACUUGCAGACAUCGGCGUCUUGAAUGACAAGUUGGCCAAGCUGCGUAUAUCUCUGUUGGCCCUCGGUGUGGGUCUGGGAGCUGGCCUGGCAGCAGCUGGUAUCGGACUUGCCUUGUCGGGACCUGUUGCUCCAUUUAUCUUGAUCGGUGGUCUUAUUUUCGCUGGAGCCACAGCUGCUGCAGUGGCCGGCAUCGCCAUCUCCAUGGGCAUUAUACAAAAUGAGAUUGAUGCGAAAAACCAGCAGGUCAAGGAUAAGAACGCCGAGAUCAAUGCUAUUGAUCAAGCUCGAACAGGCUUGGAGACCUUGGGCGAUGAGCAGUUUACCAUUUUCCAACAAAACGUUAAGGUCCUCCAGAGCUACUGGACCGUGGUGCAGGCCGAUGCAGAACAGAUCAAAGGUUGGCUGCAAGACGGAGCUGAUCUGACGAAUGCACCCUCCUAUAUGCAGGAUUCGCUCAACGAGGCUGUGUCUAUUUACGCAUCUUUGGGCAAGUAUAUGGAUGCGUAUGCCAAGGGCACCACGAUAUAA